GUCGCGAGCACGAACAUGUAGAGGAAGAUGCAUGGGAUCCCGCCUUCAUGGAUGACCUCGUCAACGGCAUCGAGCUGUUAGACGCUAGGCUCUGGAAGGAGGCGGCCAUCGCCCUCGUCACGAUUAUGUACGAAGAAGCCAAGUCUAGGGGGUCCACCAUGAACUGGAAGGCGGGCAAGACGGAGCUCAUGGCCUUCUUCAGCGGCACAGGCUCCAGGAAGGUGAUGAUGGCUAAGGCGGAGGACGCGGAGCUAGCACGCGCGCUCCGAGAGAAAGGCCACUAUGCGGAGUCAGCGCAGCUGGCGCCUGUCCUCACGACAGGCCCUAGGAGUCAAGGCGACAUCCAGGAUAGAGCGGAGAAGUCCAGUGCCAUGGCGGGCAUGAAUGUUUUUGUUCUGUCACUAAAUAUUCUCGAGCUUUUCCAGAAUUCCAUCGAGGGAUUUCACAAGGAGCUGUUGUUCAUUACUGAUCUUAUUCUAGCUGGGUCGCCCUCGGAGUGGAGGCAGCUGGAGCUCGACAGUGCGUGCCUUCGGGCGGCACUGACGCUGGCGCCGUGUGCGGCGUCCUCGGGCCUGGCGACCUUGCUCAUUUUAAACCCACCUGCUCCGCAAGCCAACUUGCCCUGUAUUUGGAAGGUCCCCGAGGUCAGGUUCCUGUGCUCCCUGCAGGCAACGUCUCCGACCACCGCGUCGAGCUGUGUGCCCAUUGGGGACCGUCAGUGCCUGUGCAUGAAUGCCGUGCCGAUCCUGGCCCCUCCUGACAGCAGCCAGGUAGAGUUCUACGUAGCUGCUGUUAUCACGCAG
This is a messenger RNA of Prorocentrum cordatum, 803 nucleotides long. Lineage: Eukaryota; Dinophyceae; Prorocentrales; Prorocentraceae. The record is from the annotation of a GenBank genome assembly.